Molecule: messenger RNA, 1280 nt
Organism: Agelaius phoeniceus (red-winged blackbird)
Lineage: Eukaryota; Metazoa; Chordata; Aves; Passeriformes; Icteridae
Source: RefSeq, a predicted model, not a curated record
GAUUUUUCCCACAAAAGAACAGGUUUUAGUGGUUUUUGGUGUUUUUUUACAGGGGUGGCACAAGACGGGAUCUGAUGGCUCCUCCUUCCCUUCUGUGCACUCUCCAGUGCCAGCUACCGGGGCUGGGAGUUCCAUGCUGUGAUCCCACAGAACGACAACGAGUCCCCCAGCACGUACCUGCAGCUGCUGCUCGCCUUCUAUGGCCCUGCUGACACCCAGGUGUCGGGGAUGCUCUGUGGCAGCUCCAUCACCCAGAACACCACCCUGAGACCAGAUGUCACUGUGCCCUUGCCCUUUCCUGCUACCCUGGAACUCACUGGAAGCCACACUUCCCAUAAAACCUUGGUGAUUGAGGCCAGUGCUGACAUCUCUGUGACGUCUGUCAGUACCAAUGGCUACACUGUGGAUGCCAUUGCCUUCCUACCUAUGGAGAGCCUGGGCAUCAGGUACUAUGUGGUGACACCGGUUGGGAACUAAACUUGCGGCCUGACUGAGUUUAUGGUGGCCACUGACCCCACCACCAUCACUCUUAGCAUCAGCACCAGCACCACUUUCCACUUUGCUGGGGCCACAUACAUCCCCGUUGCCGUGCUCCGCCUAUUCCUGCAGCCCUACCACAGCCUGCAGCUCCAGAGCAGCCAGGACUUCACUGGCACAGUUGUGGUGGCCGACACCCCUGUGGUCGUCCUCAGUGGCCACACCUGUGUCAAGGUAUCUGCUGGAUUUGACUUUGUGGUGGAGCAGUUCCUCCCAAUGACAGUGUGGGGGAGGAGCUACGUGGUGCCACCCAACCCACUGCAGACAGAGGCUGAUUUUGUUUAUGUGGUGACGGAUGAAGACAACACCGUCAACUACAAUACUGGGAGCAGGAAUGCCACUGUGGCCAUGGCAACAAGGGAGGUGCAGACAUUCGUGGUGAACUGUGGGGUGCAGAGGUUCAGGGACAUCACGCCAUAACCAAUAUGAUCCAGUGAAGCCAAAUUUAUUAUCCCUAAAAGGACUAUAUUUAUAAUAAGUUUCUACUGUUCACGUGUCUAUAGCUAAUACAUGAUUGGUUAAUCCUAGCUGUUCACGUAUCUAAAAUGGAAUGCUGAUUGGAUCAUCUAAUUUUUCACACAUCUUGCUGUGGUUGUCUGGCCCACCCACAAUCAUGUAUAGCUAAUACAUGAUUGGUUAAUCCUAGCUGUUCACGUAUCUAAAAUGGAAUGCUGAUUGGAUCAUCUAAUUUUUCACACGUCUUGCUGUGGUUGUCUGAUUGGAUCAUCUAAUUUUUCACACGU